This is a messenger RNA of Achroia grisella, 1977 nucleotides long. RefSeq names its product phenylalanine--tRNA ligase beta subunit (gene beta-PheRS). Gene Ontology annotation, cellular component: cytoplasm; phenylalanine-tRNA ligase complex. Gene Ontology annotation, molecular function: phenylalanine-tRNA ligase activity; magnesium ion binding; ATP binding. The transcript is spliced from 12 exons. NCBI's taxonomy places the organism in Eukaryota, Metazoa, Arthropoda, Insecta, Lepidoptera, Pyralidae. Gene Ontology annotation, biological process: phenylalanyl-tRNA aminoacylation. Bases 130 to 1893 code for a protein of 587 amino acids. The record is from RefSeq and is a predicted model, not a curated record.
AGUUCUAUCUGUGGUAUUGUCUGUCAAUUGUUCAUUUAGUUCACGAUUUACAGUUGUAUUUUUUUUAUUAUUGAACUAGUUUUCGCAAAUAAUAUUAUAAUUUUUAAGGAGAAAAGUAGAAUAAAAAAAAUGCCAACAAUAUCUGUAAAACGCGAUUUGCUUUUCGAAGCUCUCGGCAGAACUUACACUGAUGACGAGUUCCAGGAUUUGUGUUUCGAAUUCGGUCUAGAGUUAGAUGAAGUUACAACUGAAAAGCAGAUGCUGAUUAAAGAACAGGGAGAUCAGGCAGGCACAGGUGUUUCAGAAGAAAUACUUUAUAGAAUUGACAUACCUGCCAAUCGCUAUGAUUUACUAUGUCUAGAGGGUCUAGUUGAAGGUAUAUUGGUCUUCCAGAAUAAGAAGGGUCCAGCUCAAUACAAGCUUAAGAAAUAUGAAGACUGCUACUCAUUACACCUGACUCCUGCUACUGCACAGAUCAGGCCUUAUGCUGUAGCUGCUGUCCUUAAGGGCAUUACCUUCACAAAAGACUCAUAUGACAGUUUCAUAGAUUUACAGGACAAACUGCAUCAAAACAUUUGCAGGAAGAGAACAUUAGUAGCUAUUGGUACACACGAUUUGGACACCAUUAAAGGACCCUUUGUUUAUGACGCCCUGCCACCAAAUCAAAUCAAAUUCCAAGCAUUAAACCAAAAGAAAGAAAUGACGGCACCAGAACUUAUGGAAUUAUAUUCGACCCAUGCGCAAUUAAAACAAUAUUUGGGAAUUAUAAGGGAUAGCCCAGUUUAUCCUAUAAUUAAGGAUAAAGACGGCAUAGUAUUGUCAAUGCCGCCUAUCAUCAAUGGAGACCAUUCCAAAAUUACAUUGAACACCAAGAAUGUCUUCAUAGAAUGCACGGCCACUGAUCUAACUAAGGCUAUCGUAGUACUAGAUACACUGGUGUGUAUGUUCUCCAAAUAUUGCACCAACCAGUACGAGGUGCAGCAGUGUAAGGUAUACGGCCCAGACGGUACCUACGAACUAUACCCAAAACUAGAAUAUAGAGAGGAAUUAAUAAAUGUCGAUAAAGCAAAUAAUUAUAUUGGAAUCACUGCGGAAGGCGACGAGUUGGCAGAACUGCUAUCGCGCAUGUGCCUCCCUACGCAGCUGGCGGAGUCUGUGCUGCAGGUGCAGGUUCCACCCACGAGGCAUGACAUCAUACAUGCCUGCGAUCUCUAUGAAGACAUUGCUAUCGCUUACGGCUACAAUCGUAUACCCCGGCGCCCGACGCUGGUGGUGACGGAGGGCUCUCAAACCCCACUUAGCAAGCUGACCGAGCAACUGCGGAUCGAAUGCGCACAUGCUGGGUACACGGAAGCGCUUACAUUCACACUGUGCUCACGAGAUGAUGUAUCAACGAAACUGGGGUUGAAGAUCGAGGAUGUACCAGCUGCUCAUAUCUCCAACCCUAAGACACUGGAGUUCCAAGUAGUGCGAACUGUCUUGUUGCCCGGUCUACUGAAAACACUAGCAUCCAACAAGAAAAUGCCCCUGCCAUUAAAACUGUUCGAGAUAAGUGACGUGGUGCUGCUUGAUAAGACUGCCGAAACGGGGGCACGCAACUGUCGGCGUGUUUGCGCGGUACACUGCGGUCGGGCGGCCGGGUUCCAGUUCGUGCACGGUCUUCUCGAUCGCCUCAUGUUGCUGCUACGUUGCAACUGGCGGUCUACUGGCCCACACGGAUACUCACUGCGGCAGACCGACGAUCCCGCCUAUUUCCCCGGACGUUGUGCAGAAGUCGUAAUGGGCGGAGAAGUUAUUGGAAAAAUAGGAGUGAUCCAUCCAAACGUGCUGGCGGCCUUCGACCUAACCAACCCCUGUUCAGCAGUCGAAAUAAAUAUAGAGCCAUUCCUAUAAAGUGUAUAAGAGCUAAUAAUAAAAAUAUUUAUUUAUUUUCACAUUUUAUAUAGGCGUACGAGUAACUCGUAUCUUAAGACACAA